Molecule: messenger RNA, 1207 nt
Organism: Pseudovirgaria hyperparasitica
Lineage: Eukaryota; Fungi; Ascomycota; Dothideomycetes; Acrospermales; Acrospermaceae
Exons: 2
Coding region: 215-973 (252 amino acids)
Source: RefSeq, a predicted model, not a curated record
GUACGCGCCUAGAUAGUCCGUGCAGUGCCAGUUCCUCAUUCGAGCUCUUUACCUCUCUAACAACCAUCACACUUCACCACACGAAAGACUUCUAAUCAGCACUAUUUGCACUCUAAGUCACGGGGAGUUAUCGAGUUCAAAUAGAGACAUACAUCAUCCGACAUUUUCUUGCCCGACUUCCCACGAGUCGCGUCGCCAAUUAGGACGUGUUGCAAUGGCGAACGGAACACCAAAACAAACAAACAGCAACAUCAAAGACAGCGAUGCGAACCACGACUUUGCGGUCUCAGACCAGGCCAAAACUAUCCUGGUAAGCAACAUCAAGCUUGAAGUUGCCGAGAGAGCGCGAAAGCUGCGCACUCAGAGCACGCUGCAUGCACAGGGUCUUCGUUCUCGACUGGGAAUGCGCGUCAACCGCAUUCCGCGAAGCCUGAAAACUGCUAAUGUCCUCGACUUGCUUGAUCGUUACACGGAUCCUCCUCAAAAGCCAACUAAUCCACUCUCAUCACGUGUUGGAGUUCAUGGAGACACACAGACCAUCCAAGAAAAGUCUACAUCAGCAUCGGGAGACGAAAGUGCAUCGAUGCCUGAGGCAAAGUUGGUGACAGCAUCCAAAUCGAAGCCAACAGCGACAGGCAAAGCCAAGAACCCCACAGGAUCAAAAGCCAAACCCCCUUCAGCACCAAAAACGAGGACGGUGACGGCGCCUAAGGCGAAGACCAUCCCAGCACCAAAGGGGAAAACAGCAGCGCCAACUGUCAGAACACGCGGUCUGAAAAGAUCCAGCAAUGAACUCUCCUCUGACAACAAGGAAAAUGUCCAUUUAGAUGUCCCGAAGAAGCGCACGAAAACUGCCGCCGCUGCUGCAAUCUCCACCGCUUCUAGUCGUGCAAAGAGAGCACCUGUUGCGAAGCCUAUUGCGCCAACUCCCGUUCCAGUGGCAUCAGGUCGCACAUUACGGGCUCGCCACUGAAAGUUUUCUACCGCUUGGGUGAUUGAUCGGCGAAAAGUUGGCCUUCGUGUUAGAAGUUUGAGCGAUGAGGUAUACCCUAUUUAGCAUUAAGGCGUUCGGAAAUCGGGGUACUUGGGCGUUCGGGUUUCACGUUUAUACGAUACAGUACAAUGACAUAUAAUGAUCAUCAGAUUCCAAGGGUUCACUGCAGAGGGUGUGAAGUUUAGUACAUCCAGCAAUGCGACCCAGCAUAAG